This is a messenger RNA of Dromiciops gliroides (monito del monte), 1108 nucleotides long. Its product is annotated as thioredoxin, mitochondrial-like. Gene Ontology annotation, molecular function: protein-disulfide reductase activity. Gene Ontology annotation, biological process: cell redox homeostasis. Lineage: Eukaryota; Metazoa; Chordata; Mammalia; Microbiotheria; Microbiotheriidae. The transcript has a single exon. The record is from RefSeq and is a predicted model, not a curated record. Gene Ontology annotation, cellular component: mitochondrion. The coding region runs from base 110 to 610 and encodes 166 amino acids.
CGGGCCGCAGGGGGCGGAGGCGGAGGCGGAGGCGGCUGCAGAGGAGAGGGUCGGGUGGCCCGGGUGCCUCUGCUCCUCGGUCUCGUGGCCGCGCUCGCGCCGCAGGGAGAUGGCUCAGCGUAUGGUCCUCAGGAGAUUGUUGGCACCCAUCUUCUCUAGAAAGCUCCCUCAGUGUCGCCCGGUGCCUCUCGUUCCUGAGGUUCUGGCCCAGGGCAGCUCCAGCAGACCCACCGCUGCUACACCCCGUUUGGCCCGGACGUUCUCCACUACCAAGAUCUCCAAUGUUACGUUUAACGUCCAGGAUGGGCCUGACUUUCAGGACAGAGUUGUCAACAGUGAGACUCCGGUAGUUGUGGAUUUCCAUGCGCAGUGGUGUGGCCCCUGCAAGAUCUUGGGGCCCCGGUUAGAGAAAAUGGUGGCAAAGCAGGAGGGGAAGGUGCUGAUGGCCAAGGUGGACAUUGACGACAAUACAGACCUCGCCAUCGAGUAUGAGGUUUCUGCUGUGCCAACUGUGCUGGCCAUCAAGAAUGGGGACGUGGUGGACAAAUUUGUGGGCAUCAAAGACGAAGACCAGCUGGAGGCUUUCCUCAAGAAGCUGAUUGGCUGCUGAGCUAGGCCCACUUUUGUUUUUCCCAGGGCCCCCCUAAGGACUCUCAUCCUUUCCAGCCCCCACCUGUCUGGCCCCCAUUGGCCCUUCCUGUGUCCUGGGACAGGGCUCUUCAUCUCCCAGUUGUCUGACUGCAGAAGACUCAUCCUUAGGGGAGGGGCGCUACUGCUCACCUGGGGAGGGAAGCCUGAGGCUGGGGGCUUGGAGGGCUUCUCGCCCUCCCAUGCUUGAUCCUCCCCCUUCCCACCACCAAGCCCAACCCCUACCAUUACCACCCCCAGCCCCAACCUCAUCUAGGCCCCAGUCGUAGCUGUCUCCAGAGAAGUUUGGAGAGGGGCCUGUUGCAGCAAGAUUACUUUAUAGUGGGGUCACCCUGUCUUGACUGUGAAGUUUUUAUUCUUGUCCUUUGAUAUCUGUGCUUUAUCACAGGCUCCAUGACCCUGUGCCUGACCUACUGGCCACAUUUUCUCCUCUGAUGCUGUUUUGUAAAAGAAAAGAGAG